Phyllotreta striolata is the source of this 1365-nucleotide messenger RNA. The record is from the annotation of a GenBank genome assembly. NCBI's taxonomy places the organism in Eukaryota, Metazoa, Arthropoda, Insecta, Coleoptera, Chrysomelidae.
AUGCCUUACUUCGGCCCCGAUAUAUCAGAUAGCGAAGACGACGACGAUUAUUUCGUCUACUCCGACACACCUAAGGUACAACAUCAACAACAAACCAAAGAGCUAACGCCUCAAGAAAAAUUAAACCAGCGAAAAAACCAACUGUACUACGCCAUUUGUUCUGGUAAAGUAAAAGAAGUAAAAGAACAUUUAACAGACGAUAUCCCAAUCGACGUAGACCUACAAGGAAAUUGGACUCCAUUACUCUUAUCAGCAUCAAUUGGAAACCCUGAAAUCACCGAAGAACUACUAAACAGAGGAGCGGAUCCAAAUUCGAGCAAAGAUGGCUGUACGGCCUUAAUGAUGGCAGCCAAUUGCCCUAAAGAAACUUCGCCCUACGAACAUUCCCUUCAAGUGGCCAGAUAUCUUGUAGAACACGGAGCAAAAGUAAAAACCAUCGAUAGAAAAAGAAUAACACCGCUUAUGUUCGCCUCAAACGCAGGAAAUCUAUUACUAGUAAAAUACCUACUACCUAUAAGCGACAAGCAAGCGCAAGAUAAUCAGAAAUGGACCGCUUUAUUUUGGGCGGUCAGUAACAAUCAAGUCGAUGUAGUCGAGUAUCUGAUCGAAGAAAACCUUAGCUGUAACACCACAGACGUAAGAGGCAACACGCCGUUAGACAUAGCAAAAACCAACGGUUUCAAAGAAAUCGAAGAGCUACUUUCGUAUGAUGAUAUAGAAGAGUUUUAUAACGUACCGGAACCUUGUUUUGAUGAAGUUCUCGAUCAAACAAAUAAUAACGGAGAACCCAUUUUCUUCCAAGAUAUAUGCGAGAUGCUAUGCGGCAUGAAGAGCCAGCAAACUAUCAAGUUAUUAAAAGAUAGCGACAUAUGUUUGAAAGAUUUCCUGUCGAUUUCUGACGAGGAAUUGGAAGAAUUAGGCAUCGAAAUGCCCUAUCGAAGAUACAGAAUUUUAGCCGGUUUGCACAAAUUCCACAAGCGACCAUUCCAUCCUAAAUCCCUGCAUUUGGUGCCUUUAGAUGAAGUGUACAGUAACCUGGACGUCUCUAUUCAAAUCCUUUCUGCGAUUAAACAAUUCAUCGCGAUGGAAGCAUCGCUGAAGUUUAUGAUGAAACACUGCGAUAUGAGCGAUAUUUCUAAGGAAGAUUUAUCGAAAAUGAGAAGUAGUAUUGAAUCAGUGAGAAACAGAAUUAGAUCUUGCAAAAAUAUUGCAAAUGGGGUGAAGAAACGAGUUAAAAUGUGGGAUAAAGAAAUCCAACCGGUCGAUUUAAUAACGAAGAAAUCCAUCAGAUACAAAUGGCCAUGGAGGAAAUUAAUGUUUUCCAUAACAAUCAUUUCGAUUGUAGUCGUAAUUAAGCUAAAAUAA